CCCGAGCUGCCAUGGCGGUGGUUCCCGGAGGUCCCCGCUCCGGGCCUGCAGCGGGCGCCCACUUUUUCUGCACCGCGGGCCGCGGCCUGGAGCCCUUCCUGAUGCGGGAGGUGCGGGAGCGGCUGGCUGCCACCCAGGUUGAAUAUAUUUCAGGAAAAGUUUUUUUCACCACCUGUUCUGACUUGAAUAUGCUGAAACAAUUGAAAUCUGCAGAAAGGUUAUUUCUGCUGAUUAAAAAGCAGCUUCCAUUUCCUGUUUCUUCUGUAAAUAAAGGAAAAAUAUUUAAUGAACUGCAAAGACUUAUAAAUGAUGAUCCUGAAAGUUGGUUGAAUGCCAUUUCAAUUUGGAAGAAUCUUCUUGAACUUGAUGCAAAAAAGGAAAAACUUUCUCACAAAAAUGCUAACCCACUCAAAAGAAAAGUGGGAGAAGAUGAUAUCACUGCUAAGAAAUUGAAAACGGAACAAAUCCAAGAGAUACAAGAGACUAAGGAAUGCCAGCUGGAAAAACAAAUAGAAGAAAAAAUAUUGGAGCAAGGACAUUUUAUCACUGAAGGAGAAAAAUUUCAAGAAGAACUUCAGAAUGAUAUAACGGAAGCUGUUGAUACUCGUAACCAGAGCAACUUAACUUUUAGAGUUUCCUGUCGCUGCAGUGGCGCCAUUGCAAAGAUCAUUACUGCGCAGGAGGUAGGAAGAGUAAUUGGAAUUGCUCUUAUGAAACAGUUUGGAUGGAAAGCAGAUUUGAGGAAUCCAAAUUUGGAGAUCUUUAUACAUCUAAGUGACAUUUACUCUGUGCUGGGAAUUCCUGUGUUCAGGGUUCCUUUAGCCUGCAGAGCUUAUAUCAAGACACCAGGGUUGAGAUCUACCAUAGCCUGGGCAAUGGCCUCCCUCGCAGAAAUUAAGGCUGGUGCAGUUGUUUUAGAUCCGAUGUGUGGACUUGGAACAAUACUUUUGGAAGCUGCUAAGGAAUGGCCAGAUGUGUAUUAUGUGGGCGCUGAUGUCAGUGACUCACAGUUAUCGGGUGCAUAUGACAAUCUGAAAGCUGCAGGCCUCAAGGAUAAAAUUGAGUUACUUAAAGUCUCUGUUAUAGAAUUGCCAUUGCCUUCAGAAAGUGUCGAUAUUAUUAUUUCUGAUAUUCCAUUUGGAAAAAAGUUUAAGUUAGGAAAAGACAUCAGAAGGACUGUGCAGGAGAUGGAAAGGAGAGAAACCAGGACCCAGAAAUAUUAUCCUUCUCAAGAUCACAGAGCUGCUGAGCUACUGAGAAUUUACAUAUGAAACAUUCAGUCAUAUAGAACGGAUGCCUUCAUUGUUGGUUUGAAAUGAAAAUGCAGAAGUGCUAGUCAUGUAAUGUUUCUAAGGUCAACCUCAGGGAAUAUAAUGCAGUGAAGUGAAAGUGUUUCUGUGAGAGGUUCCAACAGUGAGACCUGAAUAUGAAUUUUCCUGAUCAUUUCAGUUGAUAAAGGAGAGAACCUAGAACACUCAGAGGAAUGAAGGGACAUGGAUCAGGGGUCAGUUUGUAUUAAAUUGUCUCAACUAAGUGUUUGAUGGUGCAGGACGACAUAGUACACAGUCAGGAGCCUGUGCACAACCCUCUUCCACAGUUACCUGACUUGUAACUCAGACACUUCCUGAGCUCCUGUAUCCCCUUCUGCUUAAUGGAGCAUUCCCCUAGAGAUUUUGCAAUGCUGAUUUCAUAUUAACAUCAUUUCAGGAGCUUCUGAAAAACACUGAUACACUCCUCCUCAUUGAGGCUUUGAUUUAAUCAGUCCAGAGUAGAACCUGGGCAUCCAGUAUUUCUUAAUAUCUCCCAAGGCGAUUCUGGGGUGCCGCCAGGAUUAAUAACCACAGCCUUUGUGCCUAGCGAGGUAACUUAGCAGUUGUACUAUUAAGCUAGCCUGUGGUGAGAUACUACUGUCAGAGCAUGUUACACUUAAUACGAAACUUUCCACCCAACCUGGAACUUUCCACUAGUGGUGGUGGCCUAGCCUACCUGAUGGUCUAGUGCUGUGUGUUUUAAACAUCUUCACAAGUCAUUGGAGGGCAGUGUUUGGAGUAGACUGUCCUUUCAUCGCUAGUAAAAUUAGACCAGCCUGACUUUCUCUCGGUCAGUUUUGAUUUUUAUUUUAAGUAACUGAAAAUGAAACUAAUAGCUAUGACCACCCUCACAUUGUUUCGGGAAAUUUAAAUAUUUUCGCGAGAAUCAGGAAGACAUUCAAGAUUUCCCAUGUAAUUCAGUUGCCUCCCAGAAAGCAAAAUGGUACUGAUGAACCUAUUUGCAAGGAAGGAAUGGAGAUGAAAAUGUAGAGAAUGGACUUACGGACACUGUCAGGGAGGGAGAGAGUCGGAUAAAUAGAAAAAGUAGUGACAACGUAUAUGCACUAUCGUGUGUAACAUGGAUAGCUGGUAAGAAGAUGCUCUGUGACACAG
This is a messenger RNA of Dama dama (fallow deer), 2423 nucleotides long. RefSeq names its product THUMP domain containing 2 (gene THUMPD2). Gene Ontology annotation, biological process: tRNA methylation. The record is from RefSeq and is a predicted model, not a curated record. The transcript has 10 exons. Gene Ontology annotation, molecular function: RNA binding; tRNA (guanine) methyltransferase activity. Lineage: Eukaryota; Metazoa; Chordata; Mammalia; Artiodactyla; Cervidae. The coding region runs from base 12 to 1271 and encodes 419 amino acids.